UUAAGGUUCAAAAAAAUAUUUCUAUAGUAAUAUAGUUACUAGUUUGUCUGAUCGGGGUUAACAAUAUUGUUUGUUAAUACAUAAAUAAUACUGGCGUUUCCUUUGAUUUAAUUGAGCUAGCAAAUACUAAACGAAGAUGCCUAAAAAGUUUGUGGGAGAAAAUAGCAAAGCGGUCGCGGCACGACAGCGUAAAGAGAACGCUAAACAAGAGACCGACCAAAAGAUAAAAAAAAUGGUAGAAGAUGCCGAAUGGGAAGAUAACGACGAAAAACUUAAGAAAAAACAACAGAAAAAGGAUGAACAAGAAAAAAAGCGACAAGAACAGUUACAAAAGAAAGCAGAAGCAAAGGCAUUAUUAGAAAAAGAGAUGGAAUCUAUAAAGGGAAAAGCGCUUCCACCACCACCAAAGAUCACCCGCGCACAGAUAUCUCAAAUAAAAGAAAAGACUACUAGACCGGAACCUACUGUAAAAUCAGUGCCUGCUAGAGUGGUUGUUGAGGAACCACCUCUAGAAGAAAAUCUCAACAGGUUACAAAUUGAGGGUGAGUUAGCACAAACUGUUGACGAGGCUAUCUCAAUAUUAAGUGAAAGGGCAGAUGUAGACAAACAUCCUGAAAAGAGAUUGAAGGCAGCUUACACCGCAUUUGAGGAAAUUAACCUCCCUAGAUUAAAAGCUGAAAACCCUAGUUUACGGCUCUCACAGCUUAAACAGAUGCUUAGGAAAGAGUGGUUGAAGUCACCAGAAAAUCCUUUAAACCAGGCUUAGGCUAACAAAAAGGAUAUUUAGGAUCUUGAGAUAACAAAGUCAUUUUAACUAAAGUUCUUUUUUGCUUAUAUUGCAUAAAACAUGGUAAAAAUAGUAUACAGUUAAACUUAUGUAUUUAACAUAUUGUCAUAAUUGUAAAUAAAUAUUUUUAAUCAC
Molecule: messenger RNA, 922 nt
Organism: Pieris napi
Lineage: Eukaryota; Metazoa; Arthropoda; Insecta; Lepidoptera; Pieridae
Product: coiled-coil domain-containing protein 124
Exons: 5
Coding region: 137-766 (209 amino acids)
Biological process (GO): transcription by RNA polymerase II
Cellular component (GO): nucleus
Molecular function (GO): transcription coactivator activity
Source: RefSeq, a predicted model, not a curated record